Molecule: messenger RNA, 762 nt
Organism: Peronospora matthiolae
Lineage: Eukaryota; Oomycota; Peronosporomycetes; Peronosporales; Peronosporaceae
Source: the annotation of a GenBank genome assembly
AUGAUGGAUGUCACAGAACGCCAGAUUGUGAAAGAGGAUCGCCCCGACAGCGACGAGCAGCGAUCACUAGAGGCACCUGCCGUGGUCAAUAACGCAGUGAAGGCAGAAGAGGGCUAUCGGUCACAGAAACACUCGGACGACGUAAUCAGACAAGCACAAGAGAUCGCGAUCGGCGAUGAUCACCCGGUCGGAGACGAUCAAGAGCUCGAAUUGUCAGAUCAAAAGAUACGGAAUGCUACAGUACUGAAUCGCGAGGGAGACGUGACAGGCGAGACUCAAACAAAAUCGGUGGGUCAUCGCCACGAUAGUGGUGAUUUAUUUGCGGAAGAUGUGGGCCAACAUAUGGCACUCUUGACAAAAAUAAUUGCGCCCACAAAAGAAGUGGCUAUAGAUGACAUCCAGGUUGGCGAUCCAGGUGUCACGCUGACAGACGAUCAGGAGAAGCUAAGGCAAAUGAUUUGGAAAAAUCGCCAAUUACUCAUAGGCAAAGGGAACGCCUUGCCUCCAGCUGCGCGUGGAGCAGUAUGUGACAUUGAUGUUGGAGGUGCCAAACCGAUCGCGCAAAGAGUACGACCGGUGGCACCUAAAUAUCGAGAAAAAUUGGCGGACCUGAUCAAGGGAUCAUUAUCAGCCAAGAUCAUUCAACCGUCCAUUUCACCUUGGGCUUCUCCGAUCGUGGUGAUUAUCAAGAAAAAUGGGGAGGACAUACGGCUGUGCAUCGAUUACAGGAGGGUGAAUCAGUUGACAAGACUGAUGAUAUAA